Ogataea haglerorum is the source of this 1719-nucleotide messenger RNA. RefSeq lists its product as uncharacterized. The record is from RefSeq and is a predicted model, not a curated record. NCBI's taxonomy places the organism in Eukaryota, Fungi, Ascomycota, Pichiomycetes, Pichiales, Pichiaceae. The transcript is spliced from 2 exons. Bases 1 to 1719 code for a protein of 572 amino acids.
AUGGAGUCCGCGUGGUCGCUGCUCUUCAACACCGUGUGCACCGCGUACGCGCUGGGGUAUCACGUGCGCGACCCCGGCGACGACGCAGACGAGCGCAAACUCGUUCUCUGGCGCACCAUCGUCUUCUACGACUGCCUGAUCGGGUCCACGAACGGCCGCCCCAACGCCACGUCGUGUCUGCUGGACCCGGCCUCGUCGCUGCUGUGCGACCUGAUCCACCUCUACCGCGACACCAACCGCGCGUUCCAGGCGUACGGCAAGGACCCGGCGCUGUACGAGGCGCAGAUCCUGCCGCUCGACAGCCGCAUGGCCGCCGUGCUCGGCCGCAACUACGACACAGACUCGCUGCUGCUCCGCAACUAUCGCCUCCUCAUCCUCACCAACCAGAUCAAGCUCCACUACCCGUUCUUACGUAAGCACAGGUACUCGCAGUACCAGCUGAACGCGCUGCUGUGCGCGUUUUCGUACGAGUUUGUGGACUUUGUGCGGUUUGCCAGCGAGAGGGCGCCGGUGCCCUACGUCAAGCUGCGCGAGUCGUUUGCGUUCGUGUCGUGCCACUCGUACCAGGCCCUGGCCAUUGCGAUUGCGUCAGAGCCAGCCCACACUGGAGACCGCGAUCAGCACGUAGCCGCAGAUGCGGAACUUCUCGUCGGUCUUGGCGCCGUUGCCAAGAACCGACGUGACGACCGCAAAACACACACUCACGCCGACCUGGCCAAACGUCUGCAUCACGCCCGACACAAGGCCGCGCACGUCCGGGUCGGCGGCGCCGAUCAGCACGCUGAGCGCGUGCGGGAAGAAAAAGCUGCUGCCGGCGGACCCGAGCGCCUGCAUGGGCACAAUCCACCGCCAGUAGAAGUGGCUGCGGCUGCUGUCCCAUGUAGCACACAGCGCCGUCGAGGCCACCACCCCCGAGAAGCCCAGCAUGAACGAGACGUACGGCGACAUAAUGUCGUUUUUCACCGACAGCAGCGUCGUCACGAUGAACAUGCUGAUAAGGUUUGGUCCCAGCUUGACUGCCGACAGUAUCGGCGAGUUUUGCUUCACGUACUGGUAAUACUCCGCGCUCAGCGAGAUCAGUGCAAACAGCGUGCAGUAGUUUGCAAACACGGCCACCAAAACACACACCGGCACCAGCGUCGUCAGCAGCGACUUAGGCAUCAGCGGGAUCGUCUGCUGGAAAUGCCGGCCGCCUUCUUGGAUGCGCACCAAAAUGCUUGUGUUCCAGAAAAAGAACACCACGUAGAGGAUUCCUCCCACCAACAGCGGGAUAUACGCUUUCGGCGAGUCCCACACCUCGCCGGCCUCAGUGAAGCCGACCACAAUGAGUGUCGUGGCGCUAAUCAGCAGCAGCGAGCCCACUGCGUCCAGGUUGGCCACUUUCUCGCCGGUAGGUGGUAUACGCUUGAUGAAGAAAAAACCCAGCACAGCGUCCACAAACAUCACGCCGCCGCUCAGAUAGUAGAUGCCCUUAUACCCCACAGACGUCAGGUCGAACGCGCCACCCACUAUGUACCCCACGCCAAACGAGAGGCUGAACCCGGCGGCCAGAAUAGAGAAGCGGGAGCCAAGCUUUUCUGGUGGGAACGAGCGGGAGACAAUGGCGUAGCCGGACGGCACAAGAGCCGCGGCAGCAACUCCCUGCAGGGUUCUAAACAAUAUCGCUGUCCCCAGACUGUCCACGGCACCGCAGAGUAUCGAAAAGAGAGCAAACAAUAG